Messenger RNA from Ricinus communis (castor bean), 2943 nucleotides. Its product is annotated as probable DNA helicase MCM8. Bases 332 to 2716 code for a protein of 794 amino acids. Gene Ontology annotation, cellular component: MCM complex; nucleus. NCBI's taxonomy places the organism in Eukaryota, Viridiplantae, Streptophyta, Magnoliopsida, Malpighiales, Euphorbiaceae. The transcript has 17 exons. Gene Ontology annotation, molecular function: single-stranded DNA helicase activity; ATP hydrolysis activity; ATP binding. The record is from RefSeq and is a predicted model, not a curated record.
GGAAUUGGGGCAUAGAAUGAUGGUCCAAUUUUGUGCUUUGUUUUUUUCUUUUUUAAAAAAAGCAAAUUGAUUUUCAAAUUCUUUUCCAACAUUAAUUUUCUUUCUUCCCUCCCUCCAAUUUUACGUUCUCUCUCCAAACAUAGCGUUAAGGCGACUACCGGACGACAAGUAAUGUCUUGUCGUGAACUCACACAUGUUUACUCUAUAACGAACGACUGGUCGUAAAGGUAAUCUCAAGUCUCUCCCGCCAAAACCGAGAGGUAUUUUAGCAAACACUGGCAGUAACAGUAGCAGAGGGCCCUAACCAGUGAUCGGUUCGAUUGCAAGAGUCAUGUACGGAAGAAAAGUAGAGCAUACGAGCAUGAACAAUCAGCACCGUUGGAUGAACCAAGCAAGCAACAGUACGGAUAUCCUGGCCGCUUAUUUCCCGUCGAACGAUAUAACAGUCGACGAGGACAAGCUGAUUCUCAUAUCUAAACUCAUCAAUUUCUUCUCCACAUCUCGUGGUCAAGACCUCGCUUCUCAGGUAAAAGAAGAGAAUGGUGCAUUAUUUUUACCAAUUGACUUUCAACAAUUUCGAAAAAUAUGUGACGUUGAUGAGUUUUAUGCAAUUUUAGAAGAGAAGCCUAAAAUAGCUCUCUCUUGUUUGGGUGCUGCACUUCACAAGGUGCUUUUGGCCAAAUUGGAGGAGAAUAUUUUAGAGGAUGGCGCGAAGAUAAAUAUUCGUCUUCACAACUAUCCUGAAUCAAUGAUUGCUUUGAAAAACCUAAAAGCAGCAUAUAUUGAUAAGCUUGUGUCUGUGCGGGGGACUGUAGUGAAACUAAGCACUGUUAGGCCUCUUGUGGUGCAAAUGAGCUUUGACUGUGAAAAGUGUAAAUCCAACAUCAUACGUGUAUUUCCUGAUGGAAAAUUCUCGCCUCCAACUAUUUGUAACUUAAAUGGGUGCAAAAGCAAAACAUUCCAUCCCAUUCGGUCUUCUGCUCAGGCCAUAGAUUUUCAGAAAAUAAGGAUACAGGAGUUACUGAGGUCAGAAGAUCAUGAAGAAGGGCGGGUUCCUCGAACAGUGGAAUGUGAACUGACUGAAGAUCUUGUUGAUGCAUGCAUCCCUGGAGACGUGGUGACUGUUACUGGAAUUAUAAGAACAAUUAACAAUUAUGUGGAUAUUGGAGGAGGAAAAUCAAAAGGAAAAAAUCAAGGGUUUUACUAUUUGUAUCUAGAAGUGAUUUCAAUAAAAAAUUCCAAGUCACAAUCUACAUCUUCUGAUAUGCAAGAUGCCAGGUCUAAUGCUAGAGCUACGGAGCUUUCUGAUUUGUUCUCGUUUUCUCCUAAGGAUUUGGAAUUUAUUGUGAAGUUUUCGGAAGAAUAUGGUUCGGAUGUCUUACGGCAAUUAGUGCAAUCCAUAUGCCCCUCAAUUUAUGGACAUGAACUUGUUAAAGCGGGAAUAACAUUAGCACUGUUUGGAGGUGUACGCAAGCAUUCAAUGGAUCAGAAUAAGGUCCCUGUUAGAGGAGAUAUCCAUGUUAUAAUUGUUGGUGAUCCUGGACUAGGAAAGAGUCAAUUACUGCAAGCAGCAGCUGCUGUUUCUCCACGUGGCAUUUAUGUGUGUGGCAAUGCUACAACCAAUGCUGGCCUCACUGUAGCUGUAGUCAAGGAUUCCAUGACUAGUGAUUAUGCAUUUGAGGCUGGUGCAAUGGUGCUAGCAGACGGUGGACUUUGUUGUAUUGAUGAAUUUGAUAAAAUGUCUGCAGAACAUCAGGCUCUUCUGGAAGCCAUGGAACAACAAUGCGUCUCUGUUGCAAAGGCUGGUCUGCUAGCAAGUUUGUCAGCACGAACUUCUGUUUUAGCAGCAGCAAACCCUGUUGGUGGUCAUUAUAACCGAGCAAAGACGGUGAAUGAGAAUUUAAAAAUGAGUGCUGCUCUCCUCUCACGAUUUGAUUUGGUUUUCAUUUUACUUGAUAAACCUGAUGAAGUACUGGAUAAGCAAGUCUCAGACCACAUCAUGUCACUUCAUGCCAGUUAUGGUGAACGUACAGCAGCAGCAAAAAAGCUACGGAUAGCAGCGCAGAAUAACAGGGGCAUGGAGAUGAGUGUGAGAAGUGGUUCUUUAAUUUCAAAGCUGAGACUUGAACCAACAAGGGAUGUUGAUUUUGCUCCUCUGCCUGGUCCACUUCUUCGAAAGUAUAUUGCUUAUGCAAGAACGUAUGUCUUUCCUAGGAUGUCAAGACCAGCAGCAGAAAUCCUACAGAAGUUUUACUUACGACUUAGAGAUCAUAAUACAUCUGCUGAUGGCACACCAAUAACAGCAAGGCAACUGGAAAGUUUAGUGAGGCUAGCUGAAGCUCGGGCCCGACUAGAGUUGAGAGAAGAAAUAACAGCACAAGAUGCAAUGGAUGUAGUUGAAAUAAUGAAAGAGUCUCUGUAUGAUAAGUAUGUUGAUGAGCAUGGUUUUGUGGAUUUUGGACGAAGUGGUGGAAUGAGUCAACAGAAAGAAGCAAAGCGGUUUCUAAGCGCCCUCAAUAAGCAGUCAGAGUUGCAGCAGAAAGAUACUUUUUCAAUUUCUGAGAUAUACAGUUUGGCGGAUAGGAUUGGCCUAAGAGUUCCAGAUAUUGAUACGUUUGUGGACAACUUAAACAGUGUUGGUUAUCUACUAAAGAAGGGAUCAAAGUUAUUUCAGGUGCUAACUUCAUCUUAUACACGAAGUCAAUCGUCGAGGUGAAGGGGCUGAAGUUCUGUGGAGAAUUGGAAAACUUCUGUUGGUUAUUUUGUAUUAUCCCUAAAAAUCCCAUCAAACUGCUUGAAGGGAACUGUAUGGCUUCAAAGAGUCCCCAGUUCAUAUAUCUGUGAUUUGAUGCUAUCAUGUACAGAAAAAGCAGCUUCUUUUGUAAAAAUUGUGAAAAGAAUGAUGUAUUACAUUUGAUAUGCAACAUGAACCAAUUCAGAAUU